Molecule: messenger RNA, 8824 nt
Organism: Bombus pascuorum
Lineage: Eukaryota; Metazoa; Arthropoda; Insecta; Hymenoptera; Apidae
Product: fl(2)d-associated complex component
Exons: 11
Coding region: 488-1756 (422 amino acids)
Source: RefSeq, a predicted model, not a curated record
AUCGAGGUCGGCCGGCUAGUGGCGGAACGGGCCGAGCUGCGGCGGAAAUUGCCGGACCGCGGCGAAUAGCCACGAGCAAGACCCGUUGCGCGGUUUGCCUCGUUGCAGGCGCACAGUGCAACCGCCGGUAGAAGCAGCCUCGCAGUCGCUGCUCGGCGAUGUUUCAGCUGAGCUGAGCGCACGAGGAACGCUCGUGUCGCCGGCGCUGGCGUUCGUCUCUCUUCUCGUGCUUUUUCCGCUCGUUUCUCGGCUCCUUUCCAUUCACCUUCACGCGCACGUCCCCGAUUAACCCCGUGGACACCGGGCUCUGGCGCGAUCCACCAUCGAACGAAACCACCGACCACGACCAAAAAGAGAGAAUUUGUAAUGUUUCAACAUGAAAUUGAAACGAGGCAACAUGCAUACCAACUUUGUGAAGACAUUUUUUAACGUUAGGAAAAUAUAAUUAGAUCGAAGAUGAUCGAAAGAACGUAGCAGAUAAUCAAUCAUGCCGGUGGUGCCAGCUUUAGCCGAGGGUGCUGGCCAACUGGAGGACCUUGACGAACCUCCAGAGCCUCGUGUUCGCGGAGGAAGCGGAAGAGCCAGCCUGAUGAAACCCCUGGUUGUUCUCGCGCUUCCUGGCAUGUAUCUCUUCUACAAGUACAGCCAAUAUAGAAGGGAACAACGCGAACUGUCUCGAAGGCGGGUCACCGAAAGGGAGCUUCAGCAUCUUCAUCAUAAGAUCGACAAACUAUUGACGAAGCUGGAAAAGAACGAACCGGAGUUAGCGUCCUCUCAGGAAGACGAGUGCGUGAUCUGUGUGAAUGCCAGGGCCACGAUGCAAACUGCUCCCUGUGGCCAUCGGGUUGUUUGCAGACGUUGCUUCGUCAAAACGAUACAAAUGGCAGUGUCACAGAGACUUUUACCACUGAGAUGCGUCAUAUGCAGAGCAAAGAUACUACGUCUGAAACAAACUCUCAUCCCUCGGGACUACUCGAUGUCUGGAAAGUCUUGGGUUCUGCCACAAAGCGCGUCAGAGUAUAACAUGGGGACAGGAGUGCCAGUGGGAGUGACUGGACCUGGCGGUAGAUGGGUCGCCGGAAAUGUGCCAGCCUCCGCCUCUUUGUACUCUAUGGCCAGUGGUUCAUCCUCUAUUUCCGGAGUGUCUUCCGUAUCUUCUUCGAGUUCGUCUUCUGCAAGUAGCACUGGAAGCUCUAACCUUGGAAAACCUACGAGGGUGAGGCAACCUUCUGGCGCGACUCUGAGACGCUCGCAGACGCAAUCCAUGAAAAUGAGAAUUCAGGAGUAUCAAGAUCCGAUUCAGCAGGUCGUGGAAGAGGAAGAAGUGAUGAGGGAAAAUCGGGAUCGCAGGUUGCCGCCGAUCAAGGAAUUCCAGAGGGACUAUCGUGCAGGAAAAGCAUCCACUAGAAUAAGAUGUGCUCAAAAAAUCGUGACUCAAUUGGAAACGUCGCCGACCCCGAGAGAUUCGAACAACGUGAACAGCUCGACGUCCUCAUCAUCGACGAAGUCCACGUCGAAGAGGCCUCAGUCAGCUCCGAAGCUGUCGGUGGUUCAGGAGAUUCAGAAGUCGAAGAAGGAGAAGGAGAGGGAGAAGGAGCGGGAGAAAGCGGAGAAGGCUCGUCAGAAAGAGGAAGAAAAGGCAGAGAAGACUAGACAGAAGGAGGCCAAGAAAUUGGCCAAGGAGGAGAAGAAAAGAGCGAAGAAGGAGGCGAAAGCAAGGCGAAAGGAGGCCGAGGAAGCCCUCCUUAGAGAGUAAAAGUAGUCUUCGAGUCGAAUAGGAACGACAAGUAGAAGUUCACAACGAUCAAUAGAGUAUUCGAAAAUCCUCAACAUAGGAUUUUCAAUGCAAUUGAUCUUGAUCGCGCUCGGGGCCCGUUCAAGCUGUAUCGCGAACGCGAUAGUUAUUAAAAAAGAAAAAAUGAAAUCAAAGGAUUCACGAGCAUUUUGUAAUUCUUAGAGUCUAGUUAGUGUUCUUCUCGAGGCACGUGCGAUCUCUUUCGAUUCUUUGAGAUUGAAGAGUGUACGGUGUCGCCAACGAUAGCGUUUCAUUCCGGGGAGGAAGGGUCUAUUUAUCGACUAUAUUAAUCGCUUUAUUUGACAAACAAUUAGGAUAAGGCGUUUUAACAUUUUAUAAAAAGACGCGAGACGUAGGUGUGGCUUUCGCGAGGCAGCUUGAACCAAAGGCAAUCCCGAGGGACGCGAGGAACGUAUAGCGGCGAUAUAGAGACGUAUAUCUAAGAUAACCUAGAAGCGGCCAAACUUAGUAACCUGUCAUAUCGAGUUAUCGCGGACUAAUAAUACUAAUCGAUAGGAAGACUCGAGAAAAGCGUAGCGCUACGUUGCUAUUAUUUGAUUAUCGCGUAAUCUUUACCCUUUAUCCUGGGCGUUUCCUUUUUGUAGGAACAGUAACCUCGUGACGUUUUGUCGUUACUUUUUUUAUAGGAUCAUCCAUCGAAUCAUUCUCAUCGAUCUGACUAAACGUAACUUGAAUCGUCGGUCGUUUUAGCGGUUAACGAACACACCGAUCCGAGACCUAUUUUUCGACUCCGCUUCACGGACAAUACUUUGAGAAAACGUAGUUUAAUUCGCAUUUAAAUCUCCCCUUUGUCACAUUCUAAGAAAAAAAAAAAAAAAGAAAGAAAAAAGAGACACGUAAGACAAUUCUUCAUCAGUAGACUACGGAUGUUUAUGAAUUUAUGAAAAAUUUGCAAAGUGCAAGAAUGUACAGAGUACACUUUAUAUGCAGAAAUAUAUAAAGUACAACAUAAAACAAAAAAGUACUCUUUGUAAUAUUCCGUAGGAUUAGAAAGACCAGUUUUUUAAUUAUGUUUGUAAAAAUACGAAAUAAACAUCCGCAGUUUGCUCGUUAGCAAUCUCCGAUCAUUCGAUCAUGAAAUUGAUAAUCCUGUUCCUCCAAUCGAUUUGUAGUAAUCAUCGUUAGUUCGUUAGAAACUUUAACAUUUCCUGUUUCUGUUCUUCAUCCCUGAAACUACCCUAAAAGAAAGAACAAAAACACGAAAACAUGCUAAAAUUUGGGAUAAUUGAAUGCGAAAAAAUUCCCGCGGUAUUUCAUCUAGUACUGAUUAAAAGUACUAAUUUCGACAGCUAAAGAGAUACAUAUGUACGUUCUUUUUCACUUUCAUCCCUGCCGAUUGAAUUAUUUCACCCUUUUCUUCGCGCACAUGUGCGUGCGUGUAUGUAUAUGUGUGUGUGCGCGCGUGUGCGUGUAUGUGUACAUAUUCGCGAGACGAGUACUCGUUUCACUUCGGGGGAGACGAACAAUUUGCGUAAAUACACUACGAUAAGCCUAAGCGAGGGUUCGACUAAUCGAAGAACACGCGAAAGUGUGUCUACGACGGGAUAGUAAAAAGAAAAAAAUAAAGAAAAUGAAAAAAAUAAUGAUAGUACAAUACCGAUAGAUAGAAAUGACGAAAGCAGAGUUUCGAGUGCAGUGCGUGCCUCGUUUAUCGACUUUUCGUGAUUACCGUAGAUGCGUAGCGUUUUAUCGAUUCAUUUAAUCCUCUUCUCUCUCUCGAGAUGCGGCUCGAGAAGCUUAAUUAAUCGAUGAACUAUAACUUACAAAACUAUUACCCUUCGUCACGUUACACUAGACGCUAUUUCAGAGAUCCCCUUUUACCCUUGUAACCCUUUCACUGGGCGGAGGCAAGGUAAUUACUCGUUUCACAAUAACCAGUCGUGUGUGAUGAUGUUUGUCCAUGUAAAUUCGAGAACUUGUUGGAUAUUAUUCUCUAACUUGUAUUAAAAACAGCUUUGACUAAAUUCAAAUAAGAAGCUAAGAAUUUGUGAUUUUAUCCGAAGGUUAGAGCUUCAGUCAAAGGGUUACGGAGAAGAAAGACAUACAACAAAGAGAGAGAGAAAGAGAGAGAGAAAAAGAGUAACUGUAUACAUAUUAAAUAUUAUACGUAAUGUCCUACUAUUCCCAGAUAAGAAGAACGAAAGAAGGAGAGAAAGUAGGUUGAAUAUCACGAGUAUACGAUUCACGGUUACGAGACUAAUCCGCGAUUAAACCUCUUUGAAACUGUUCUCGCCCUCUGCCCCUUGCCCCCAUACUUUUUCAACCCCUCGGUUCGAUGAGCGAUACUGGAUAAAAUGAUGCUCGGGGUAGAAUUAAUAAUAUUUGAAUCGAUAUUCUAUAUUAUUAUUAGACAAGAUGGCACUUCGUCCUUGCUACGAGAUCGGUUACUUGGAAUUUCGAGUUUUCGUUUUAGUCUCACGAUGAUUGGAAAACAAGCCAGCAUCGCUCUGGAGCCAGCUCAAGCAGCCAAAAAUCAAAAGCAAUUUUUUACAGCGCGCGACAAUGAUUUACAAAAAAAAAAAAAAGAAAAACAACGCGAUAUCAAAAAUAUACGAAAAUGAAGAAGCGAAGCGUGCAGAUGUGAGAAUCUUAAAGAACAAAGAGAACAAGGGUUGCAGACAUUUAUUAUUAGUAGAUGAUAAUCUCUGGAAAAGAAGAGAUUUGUCGAUUCAUUUUUCCGAUACGAAUUCGUUUAUAAAUUACACCCUACUUCGUUCUUCUUGUGUGAUUUUGUUACGCAUGAAACGUGCGUUGAAAUGUUGUUCGUCCUCCUCCAACUUGACCUAAUUUAUGCACUGCCGGUAAUUUUUAUUUCUUAACGAUCGAACUUGCGAGGGAAAAGUGACUGUUAUCAAAGGGCGUGUUCCCAGGAGCGAUCAUUCGUGGAAUUCGAACCAGUUUAGUCGACCGUUAUCUUUUCUAUAAAAAAAAAUCGAUCACGUUCGACGAGGAGAGGGAAUCGCCUCGUUCCGAUCAGAUCAUUUUCAUUCCCUUUCUUUUCCUUUAUCUUUCUUUCGUCUUGCGUAGGUAAGGUUUUUCUCACAGAGCAAACAAACGGUCUCUCGAGAAAGUCUCCAGUUUUCCUCUGUUCGAACGAGCUCGUGCAAGACUCGCGUACAGACGAAUCUCGACGAGAAUCAAACUGCGUCCUCUCUGUAGCGAUAACGAGGAGGAAUCUUUUGUUGCCUGUUGUUGGUGAACUUUUAAACGGUAAACCUAUUCUAUGAAUAUCAAUAGCAACAUUUUAUCCACACCGAAGCACGGGAAUAUUUUAGUUUCAUUUCAAUUUCAAUACAUCGUAAAGCGAACCACAAAUUGUACACAAUUCCUUUGUAAAGAAAUUCCUGUUUCUUAUUUUUCUUUGAUCUUUACCAUUUCGAGUAGAAACAGGCAACAGCAAGCAUCUUCUGUUACCCGCAACAGAAGCGAAGAAAUGUGGAAAACAUCUCGAGAAACGUGGAACGUUAAAUAUAGAAUUGUUUUUCGCUGUUGCUUCAGCGAAGAUGCAGAGACUCUCCUUUGAUUUAAUCGCGACGCAUUCGAUGGAAUGUGAUGAAGAAACUCGACAGACGAUCUUUAUUGUAUCCGAGAAAAACAUCGCGCACAUAUCAGUAGUGAUUAAUGCAAUUUUACUUGGCGUCUUUGCUCGAACUUCAAAUGUCGAAUCGUCUGGUUAACAUGUUGACUGCUGAUGAUGCCACGUUGGCGUCACGCGCAAAUUAUUUUCAAUUGGCGUCGGAAAGCGGUGGAUGAGUUUCAAGAAAAAAAUUUCAGUCGCUAUAAAGGGCAGUUAAUGUGUUAAAAACCCAGCGAAAGGUCGGAUCUUUAUCGUCAGGCUGCGAACAGUGGAGUUUAACAACGUCGAAGACGCUGCCAAUUAGCGUGUAACGUAGACUGUCAAUUAUUACCUGUUACAUCGGUUUCAUCCGUAAACGAGUCUCGAGCAUUUUGGAGAACAAGCACAUCGUGUGGUCGACGAAUUCUCUGAGUAACCACUCGAGCGCCACUCGAACUCUGUUAAGCAGAAGCACGCUUCUUUAGGGUUCAAUGGAGAAGUGUCAAGACUACACUGCGGAUUUUUAUGUGUCUAUGCGAAAUUUAAACGUGCAAAAAUACAUAGAAUAAAUAUUUUAAUUUAUCAUAAAUAUUUCAACCACUUAACGCACAUGACAUAUGAGAACAUGGAUUUAAAAGCUACGAUUAUCUUAUAUGUGCAUUAAAAAAUUGAAAAAAAAUACAUAUAUAUCUCAUAAAAUAUAUAAUAUCCAUUUGCAAUGAAAAAUUGUGCGUUAAGGAAUCAAGUAUUUUAAAUUCUUAUAAAAGUUAUCCAAAAGUGACAUCGAUCAGUCCCAUAAACUGAAAAGUAUUGGGAAACGAUGAUAUUAUAAAUACUGUUUUUUUUAAAUUUACUUUAGAAUUUAGCGUGGUUUGUAUUAUUUUCUUGCCAUAGAUGAAUUAUAGAAGUAACUCAUUCGAAUUUGGAGAGUAACUCAUUUCUCGAGAAUUCAAUGUUAAUCGUCUACGUAUGCGUCGAAAGAAAUUAACGAGAAGCGAAGUUGAUCACUUUGGCAUUCCUGCUCAAUUCUCGUCUCUAAUUAAGUUCAUAAAACAUAUAAAUUGACAUAAAAAUCCGCGGUUUAACCGAGAGAAUCUUCACGCGUUCACACCACGGAUCGUUUCAUUGCGUUCGCGAGACUUUCUCGAAUCGAAUAACGAAAAGAAGUGAUGGACAAGCAACAGAAAGAAGACGAGGAAGAUGAAAGUGUCGAGGAAGAGUGAUUGAGUAGAAGAGAUCGCAGAAACAAAGAGAAGGAAAGGAAGAGAGUGCGUGCGUGAGAGAGUGUGUGUGUUUUCUGCCAUCGUAAAGUCAAUUUUAUCGUGUACGUAUGUAUAUGUAUCGUCUGAAAUGCGCGCGCGCGCAUCCAAUAAAGCGGACGCUGCAGGUAGGAUAUUUUUGCUGAGAUUCAGCGGACGAUUCUCCGGUAUACGUGGCCUGAAACUCGAAACAGACGAGAAACGAGGAAAGAAUAGAAUAGACGUUAAUACUGAUCGCCGAAGUCCAGCAAUUUUAUUAUUGCCAUAGUUUGAUCGUAGAAGAUUAAGUGUCUUACGAUCUGACUAUAAUUUGGACUUCUAGCGUCUGAUGUGUUUGUAUAAGAUUUUGGUCCUUAGUUUUGUGAUCACGAAUUCUACGUCUUACUCGAUCCACUGAUCUGAAAGCAAAACGACCGGAAAAUACGAUGCACAGAUAAUGAUUCGCUAGCCUUGAUCAGUGAUACGAUCGAUGCUGUAUAAGGAAUGAAGAAACAAACUAGACGAGUUUAACAUCCUUUGGCAGUGUGAUGAAAUGACAAGAAAUUGAUAAUGAACGAUUAUAAUAAGCAAUUAUUUCUUUAUCGUCAAGAUCUUUUGGAAUUCAUUACUUUGGAUGGAUUGAACCUUUUAAUAACACGAUAGUUUAACGAAACAUUCAGAACGAGCGAUUUAAGAAAUAAUUACACAUUUGUUUAUCGUCAAGAUUCCUUGCAUUUAUAGAACCAGAUACAAACACUUCUUACGAGAAACAAAUAUUAACAAUUGCAUUAAUAAGUAUAUUUAACGUGUAAAAUUUGCAGUACCAUAUUUCAUAGUAUUUAAUGGCCUCUCUUAUGUUACACUGUGAAAGGCUUCAGCUACGAGAGUUCAUCACGCAUGAAUGAACGAAAGAAUCAUCUGAAAGAAAAAGGAGAGCAAACUAAAAUACCUAGAGACACGAAAAUUGUUGGCAAUAAUAUUCAACUUAAAAAACUUAAAAUAAGGAAGCAGGGAAAGGGAAAGUGAGACGAGAGAGACGAAUCGUGCGGCGUCUGUAGUCGAUACAGCGUGACGUGCAUGUAUCGCGUUCAAUGCGUACAGAGGACAACUUUAUUGUACUUUAUCGUGUAAGAGAGAUUUGUAGAGAGUUUAUAUUAGGCCAAUUGUCACAGCGAGAGUUCUACGAUAGCGAUGUUCUUUCUUCAACAGUCGUGGCCAACUAUUCAAAAUCGUUCCCAAUCGAAAUGAAAUGCCGUUUUGCUUCGCGUCUGAUCUACCGUUUUAAUUAGCUCGUAUUAUUCUCUUUCCCCCCUACCCUCCCCCUAGUUUUAUCCACGAAGCUUGCGAUCGAUUGACGCUCAAUAAUCGACGAGAAAAAUUGGAGAAAUAGCAUCACGUGGACGAAGCAAAGUGCUAAAAGUGACGCAGCGACCUCGAGCAGCCCAAAUAGUUGGCCACACCUACAGCCACAAGAGAUCAUGUCGCGUUCCAGCGUAAUACUCGCGUAACAAUUGCCUCGACGAGAUGAAUUCGUAUUCGUAUGGCCAUUAAGACCAUCAAAGGAUACCUCAAAUGUCAGUUAAGAACGUAUACACGUAGUAAUAAUUUUCGUUCGUUUUCAAGAUACCUGUUCUUGGCCAAAGAUAGAUUAAUAGAACUGUGUUUAGUAUCAAUUUAGAGUAAACGUGAUUCGUUUAUCUAAUAGGUGAUUUUCUAUUAUUUUAUUUAUUUUAUUUGGAAGGAUUCAUCACAACAAGAAGCUGGUUCCUUGUGUUGAAAAAUCAAAAUUUACAGACUUAUAUAACUAAUUACAAUAAGAGGUUGAUUAGAAUAAUAAUAUUAGAAUAAUAAUAAAUAAAACGCAAUGGAACUUUGCUUCUUGGUGAAUCAUUUAAUGGAUAUCGUUUUGAACGCGUGAAGACUUGGAUAGAGCGAGGUUCGAUAAUUAGAUUCGUAGAUUGUCUGGUUUCUUUUUUACUGUGCGUUUUUUAAGUAGAAUCAGACGUCGAGCUAAGAGAGACGAAAAGAGCGUGGACAGACAUUUUGGAAUGGUAGAUUUUAUCGAUUCUAUUUUUCCUAGUUUCGUUGAGACACGCGAGAAGAGGUGGAAGAUAGUUCUACAAGGAUUGUAUUACGCGACGUGUUACGAUCUGUACGAAUAGACGACGAAUAUGAACAAAAAUCAAAUAAAACGUUACAGUGAAUGUUAGCUAA